AUGGAUCAAGUGUUAGUUCUUGUUUCGCUUCAUUCGCUAGCUUCAUCUAUUCCAAUCUUUAAUGGAUCAAAUUUCUCUGACUGGAAGGAACAGAUCCAGUUUCAUCUCGGUGUUCUGGAUCUUGACUUAGCUUUGCGAAUUGAAACACCUCUUGCUAUUACUGAAACUAGCAGUGCGGAAGAGCGAGCUUUGUUUAAGUCAUGGGAAAGAUCGAAUAGGUUAGGCAUUAUGUUUAUGCGAAUGUGUAUGGUGAAUAAUAUUAAGUCAACGCUUCCUCAAAAUGAAAAUGCAAAGGAGUAUCUCAAGGAUGUGGAAGAUCGCUUCCGUUCAGCAGAUAAGUCCCUUGGAGGGAGAUUAAUGGCUGGACUUACCACCAUGAAAUUUGAUGGUAGCCGUGGGAUGCACGAACAUGUCCUUGAAAUGACUAAACUGGCUGUUAGACUCAAAACUCUGGGAAUGAAUGUCGAUGAAAGUUUCCUUAUUCAAUUUAUUCUGAAUUCCUUGCCUGCUCAAUAUGGGCCAUUUCUAUAA
This is a messenger RNA of Olea europaea var. sylvestris, 531 nucleotides long. RefSeq lists its product as uncharacterized. The transcript has 2 exons. Bases 1 to 531 code for a protein of 176 amino acids. Lineage: Eukaryota; Viridiplantae; Streptophyta; Magnoliopsida; Lamiales; Oleaceae. The record is from RefSeq and is a predicted model, not a curated record.